Molecule: messenger RNA, 1407 nt
Organism: Cylicocyclus nassatus
Lineage: Eukaryota; Metazoa; Nematoda; Chromadorea; Rhabditida; Strongylidae
Source: the annotation of a GenBank genome assembly
AUGUCACUGGACAAAAUUCUUGGCCCCCCACCUGCACUUUAUACGGCACUUAUCGGUGGCCCAAUUCCGGAUUGUCUGAUAUCAAUUAAUGGAGCUACGCCAAUUGCGGGCAAUGAAGAACGCCUCCGCAAAGCAAGCCCACUACUAGCGUCAUUGUUAGCUGAUGAAACUUUCAAGGCAAGAAAUUUUUCGGAAACUCGACUUCUACAGCUGUAUCUAACUUCUGCUAACGCUGAAUUGGCUUUCAAUAAGAUUAUGGCUUAUUUGAGUACUGGAAAUUUUGAGUUGGAUGGAUGUACAAGGGAUCAGAUUCUCUCCGUCGCAGACGAAUGUCAGAUACAUGCUCUGCAAGAAAGAUUCCGAGAAAGUUUACCUGCUCCACAGCCAAAACUUGCUCCUCAGAUGGCGUCGAUGUCCCUCCCACCACAUCUCCCCUCACCAGUCCCUAUAUUCUCACCUGUUCCCAAUCCAUUCCUUCUGCUGAAUCUACAAAAUUUACAAUCACAGCUUCAGGCUGCGAAUUUUUUCCAGAUGUUCAUGUCGCAAUUGCACCCUGUGUCACAAAAUCACGAGCCUAUUGAUGUCACUCCGAAAAAACGAAGAGCUCAAGCUGAUGUCAGAGAGUUGAAGAAAGCUCAUUCGCUUGAUAGCAAUGAAGAACCCUUUGACAAUCUGGGUGAUGUAAUUAUCCCCAGUACGGACAAAGAAGGCUGGUGUCGUAAUAAGAAAUACAUCGAAAAGACAGAAGCCGGCUUUAUGUGUAUAGUAUGUAAAAAGAUUUAUGGACGUUAUAAUUCGGUCUCAUAUCAUGUGACGAUUUAUCACCGAAACCCUCCCAUUAAAUGUGAUCUACCAGGAUGUCAAUUCACAACUAGAGAAGCUCGCUACAUCCAUUUUCACAAGUACUAUCGUCACGGAAUUGCGCUACCUCAAAGUAUUGAUCAAGGAUCAAGAAGAUGCCCACACUGCAGACAUGUUUCCAAAAGUCCGGCGAUGUUAGAAAAGCAUAUAAGAAGACAUCAGAUCGUCAAAAGUGAAAAAGAAGACGAUCCUAUGGAUCCAUCGUCCAGUGAACUUCUGGUUGUUGAUGACGAGACUGCACGCCAACGGGCCCUGUCAAUGUCGAUGGAUAUUUCCGAAGCCCCGAGCGACGACGCUCUAACGAAACCAAGAGCAUUCACCUUAUAAAGUCUUUGUGGUGCUUAUCCAUUACAUUUUGCCCGACGUGUGCAUAAUCAGAAUAUUGUGCAAUAUGUAUUUAAGCUUUAUGGUGUCUAUUAUAACCCGUGCCAGAUGUCACACCGUGUACUAAUCCUCCUUAUACCAUAACAGAGUAUCUCUUGCAUGUCUUUCGAAACUUACUAAUGAUUCAAUCAGUACCGUGAAAUAAAGUUAUAUAUUAUCAAA